GCAAGGCACCCCAACCAACACCAUGGGUAGGCGCACGAAGAAGGUGGGAAUCACCGGGAAGUACGGUGUCCGGUACGGUUCGUCGCUCCGUAAGGUCAUCAAGAAGAUCGAGAUCACCCAGCACGCCAGGUACACGUGCCCCUUCUGCGGAAAGGACACGGUCAAGCGAAUGGUGUCCGGAAUCUGGAAGUGCUCCGCCUGCGGGAAGAUCUCUGCGGGCGGCGCCUACACGCUCAACACCCCCGCGGCGGUGACCGUGCGGUCCACCAUUGCGCGCCUGCGCAAGGGCGCGACGGAGACUGGAAAAUAAUCUGUUUUUCCUGUUGAUGUCGGGUUCGGAUAGGAACGGAAAAGGUUCUGUGGAUGGGGGUGCCAACUCUCUCGGGGUUUGAUAAAAUGCCGAAGUGAACCAUUCUUACCUUUUUUUCCUGUUGUAUUCGAGUGGCGUGGGGAAUCCCGUCCUGAUGCUGGGGCAGCGUUGAUCGAUCGACCCGUGCACGGUGGGAUGCUCGCAGAUGAUGCUGUGCCUUGGCCGCUAUUUUUUCGAGACGCGCGUGCGUCAGAAGCGGCCGCGCUUUGUUUCCAGUAAGGGAGCGGCGCCGUACUCUUGCCGCAAAAACCUCCUGGCGACCUCCUUGUGCUCGAGUUUUGGCUCUUGUGCUGCGUCACGCUGCGCACGUACUUUUUUGUGUGUGAUGACGAUGUCACCCUCGUGUCUCACCAAACACCGUGUGCAGUUCACCCGCACCAUCCGUGCGCGCUUAGUCCAACUUGUUGAGGCGCACUGAUUGGAUGUGACGGAACUUCAGCACCGUUUUAUUGGAUCACAAGUUGACCUAGGCACGAGUAUUUUACCGCCAUAGUUGUACGUGUCGGCGGUGUCGACUUGUUCCCAUCUAUCAA
Molecule: messenger RNA, 903 nt
Organism: Ectocarpus siliculosus
Lineage: Eukaryota; Phaeophyceae; Ectocarpales; Ectocarpaceae
Source: the annotation of a GenBank genome assembly